CUGAGAGAGGGCUAUGCUCCUUUCUGCAAGCACCUGUUCGUCCCCUGCUUCCUCCCCGGGGCCAAAGCAGAGGCUGUGCCCAUCACCGACGACAACCGCCACCUCCUCCGCAGCGAGUACCAAGCUCGCACAGCUGACGAGCUGCCGGUGCUUGUGCGCUGGUUCCCUCAAAAGGCAGUGGAGGCGCCUGACGCCACGUUUCUCGACCUGAUCCUCUACUCGCGCGAGCAGAUCAUCAAAGAGACAGAGGUCACUCCUGCUGCUGCUGGGAAAGAUCUGACGAGACACAGGCAAUGGGGAAAGACGUGA
Guillardia theta CCMP2712 is the source of this 309-nucleotide messenger RNA. RefSeq lists its product as hypothetical. The record is from RefSeq and is a predicted model, not a curated record. The transcript has 3 exons. NCBI's taxonomy places the organism in Eukaryota, Cryptophyceae, Pyrenomonadales, Geminigeraceae. The annotation marks the transcript as partial.